Heterobilharzia americana is the source of this 1941-nucleotide messenger RNA. The record is from the annotation of a GenBank genome assembly. Lineage: Eukaryota; Metazoa; Platyhelminthes; Trematoda; Strigeidida; Schistosomatidae.
AUGGAAGUUAAAUUUGAUAACAAUAACAGUAAUGUUUGCAGUCGAAGUCCUUUAAGUGAAAUUAAUUUCAAGAAUGUUAACGAUUUGGAUCCUGACUUGAAUUGGACACGAUUGGCAACAGCUGGUGGUGAUAAUGUUGUUCGUUUAUGGCGUGUUCAACUAAAUUGGCUGUGUACGACUUCAACAACGGCGACAAAGCAAACUGAAUCUCAGUCUAAUAAUGGAACAGGAACUAAGAAAGAUUCUGGUGUUGCAGUUCCAACAUCCCAGAAAUCCGGCUUUAAACAACUAGAGCAUUUAGUCUAUUUAACUUCACUAAAACGUCACGAGAAACCAGUAAAUGUUGUUCGUUGGUCACCUUCAGGCGAUUAUCUUGCCUCUGCUGGGGAUGAUUUAUUCAUAGUGAUAUGGUCUAAUCAAACGGUGAGUAACGCAGUCACCUCUUCAGUGGAUCAUGCAUCUAAUUUAAAAGAUGAAGAAGAUGAGGAUGCUUUGAACUCUGAGAUUUGGAUCCCUUGUCGAAGUUUGAGGCGACAUUUAGAGGACAUCUACGAUAUUUGUUGGUCACCAGAUGAACGUGCACUUAUUUCGGGGUCUGUUGAUCACUCAAUUAUUAUUUGGCAACUUGAUUUAAUUCCAUCUCCGUCAUCUGCACCACCAAUUGAAGAUAUGGGGAAUGUUGGUGAUGCGACUGUAGAGAAUGUGAAUUCUACUCGACCUGAAAACAUAUCUGCACCAAAUGCUAAUACCAGUCAGUCUGGGAUCAAAACCUUAAUUUUGCGUGAUCACAAACAUUAUGUUCAAGGUGUUGCAUGGGAUCCACUAGGUUUUUAUGUAGCCAGUUUAAGCAGCGACCGAGCUUGUCGAAUAUAUCGAGCAGGAACCAAAAAUUGUUUGGCUCAUGUUUCUAAAGCAGGAAAACAACGUCUGUUCCAGGAUGAUUCUUGGAAGUCAUUUUUCCGUCGCCUAACUUUUAGUCCAGAUGGUUUACUUCUUGUUUGCCCUUCGGGAAAUCUGGAAGAAGCCCAAUUUGCCGGGGUGCCAAAUUCUGUACCACCUACAACUAAUGGUGCUCAGCAACCAGAUAAUCUAGCAGAAACCAUCUCAAUAGUUGCUCCUCAACAUGCUGCACACAUUUUUGUACGCUCUAAUUUCACUCGCCCAGUAGUUAGUUUACCUACGGGUUCUAAACCAGUCGUUGCAGUUCGUUUUUGUCCUCAACCUUUUCAACUGAGACAAACUAAUUUUACAAAUCAGAAUACUGGAAACCAAUUUUUAGAGGAUAGUGUUCUAUUUUAUGAUACCCAACAGACUGUACCAUUCGCUCAGGUUUCUCAGUUACAUUACCAGGCUCUGAAUGAUGCAACAUGGUCGAAAGAUGGACAUCUAGUUGUAAUCUGUUCUACUGAUGGUUACUGUUCUCUUAUUCAUUUCGCUCAUGGUGAACUUGGUGCAUUUUAUCGAGGUACGCUUGGGGCACCUAAUCCACAGCCUAUUGUAAUGGAGACGGCUGUUAUUGAAACAAAUAAAUCCCACUGUAACAAUGCUAAAAUGAAAUUGAUUAAAUCAGAUUAUACAUUGGCUAGUGUUUCGAAAGAUAAAGAUGAUUCCCCUAAGGUUGAUCUCUCAGUGACACAAGUGUGUGACCUGAAUAAAUCUACAACAGAGACUAGGACGUCAGAAACAAACUCGGUCAAUAAUCCUGCAGUUGUUGAUAUCCUUGUUUGUGCACCUAAAGAAAAACGACGUGUUCAGUUCACCACUUUGAUAUCUUCCAAUGAGUUAAAUAAUACUGAUACUAGGAAAACAUAUCCCCCACAGACUUCAACACUUCUGCAAAGUGAUUCCAAUUUCCAUUCAGUAAAUUUUGUAUCUCAGGCUUGUCUAGAGGAAGAGAUUAUUGAAAUCACAGAUUCCUCAAAUUCUCAAGUAAUGGUUUGA